AUGGCUCAAGUUCAAGUCCAAACUCCGACACCUCCCGCCCCACUACGUAGAGAUCCAGGAUUGGGGAAAUACUUCGAAUAUGAUCUGAGCAAGCUACAUAAUUCCAGAGGAGGGUUUUUGACGGAAGAGGAUUUGGAAGGUGAUAGGAUCAAGAGUGUGGUGGAACUUGCUAGGGAGAGAGAAAGGGAGAGGAGGAAGAUGAGGGAAGGUGAGGAGCCUGCAAUCCUCAUUGAUAAGUCUCCUAGAUGUGUAGAGUGUAAUACAUUGGAGAUUGACAAUCAAUUUGACAAGGUUUUUCACAUCAGAGUUUGUAAAUCUUGCAAGGAAAAACACCCCGAGAAAUAUUCCCUUUUGACGAAAACAGAGUGUAAAGAGGACUACCUCCUCACCGAUCCAGAACUGAAAGAUGAAGACCUUCUACCACAUCUCUUACGACCCAAUCCACACGCUUCAACAUAUAGCAACAUGAUGCUUUUUCUCCGUCAACAAGUCGAGAAAGUUGCAUGGGAUAAAUGGGGUGGUGAAGAAGGUUUAGAUAAAGAAUGGGAAAGAAGAGAAAGUAUGAAAAAGCGAAAACGUGAAGAAAAGUUUGAACAAGGUUUGAGAGAUUUAAGGAAGCGGACACGUAAUAAUGCUUUUCAAAGACAACAAGAAGCUGAACAUGUACAUCAUUUUGAAGAUGUUGAAACUAUCCAAGGAGAUGAUGGAACGAUGGCUUUACAAAAAUGUUUCGGUUGUGGGGCUGAACAGGAGGUUGAGGUUUUUUGA
Molecule: messenger RNA, 768 nt
Organism: Tremella mesenterica DSM 1558
Lineage: Eukaryota; Fungi; Basidiomycota; Tremellomycetes; Tremellales; Tremellaceae
Exons: 5
Coding region: 1-768 (255 amino acids)
Biological process (GO): nucleotide-excision repair involved in interstrand cross-link repair; UV-damage excision repair; nucleotide-excision repair, DNA damage recognition
Cellular component (GO): nucleotide-excision repair factor 1 complex
Molecular function (GO): damaged DNA binding
Source: RefSeq, a predicted model, not a curated record